This is a messenger RNA of Paramecium sonneborni, 2497 nucleotides long. The record is from the annotation of a GenBank genome assembly. NCBI's taxonomy places the organism in Eukaryota, Ciliophora, Oligohymenophorea, Peniculida, Parameciidae.
AUGAAUAUUAAAUAAUUAGCUUCAAAUUUCGAUGUUCUAUAUCGAAGAGUAAAUGAUAGAAGUAAAGUAACCGAAAUAAUGUUGGGAUAGCUUUUUGAGAGAUCAGAAGCUGAAGAGAAGUAUCACAAGGCUUUGGAGAAAAUAAGUGGAUAAAUGUAAAAUGGUGGUGGAGAUAUUGAUGAUUUAGUGAGAGGAGUGAAAGUAGAUCUGAAUUAAAGGGCCCAAUACUAUAAGGUAUGUGGGUAUUAGUAACUAAGCAAUUCAACUAAUCGUACAAGCAUGAUGUAGAAUAAGCUAUCAAUGAGUUAAGACAUAUCCAAAGUUAAUUUAAGCCACUUAUACAAGAUGUAUUGAAAAUGGAUAAAGAAAUCAAAAUAACAUUUGAUAAGUACGAUCGUUAGAAGGAAAAGACUAUAAGAGCAUCAAAAGAUUACGAAGAAUCAGCAAUUACAUUAGAAGCUUUGUUUUGGAAUAAGGAAUGCAAUUCAGAAUAGAGAUCAAAAGCUCAACAUCGAUUAAAUUCAUAAUUGUCAUAUAAAUUAGAGAAUGAAUCUGCUUUGAAAUAGGCAGCUACAAUUUAUAAUUAAGCUGUUUCAUCAUAUUGUUCGGCUUUAUAAAAUGGAAUAUAAUUAUUAACUACAUAAUACAAUCAAAUAUUUGCAAUUGCUAAAGUAUAUCAAUAUAUAAUUAGGAUAUUGUAAUGAAGAUCUUAGUUUAUGAGAUUUCUAAAACUAGAAACCUUUAAUAUGAUAGUGAAUAAUUCUUUAAAUAGGCUGAAAUCUAUUUAGAUCCAUAAAAUGAUCCAAUUGCACCAGGACCUUCAAGUUAGAUUGGGAUUUCUAAAGAAAACUAUUUAAAAGUUAAUCCUUCAUUAAAUUAUUCAUUUUUAAGGAAUAUUGCUGAUUAAAUCUCACUUAAUCAUAGAUUGAAUAUUAAAAGAGAAACCAAUCCCUAUUAAUUUUAAAAUGAAAAUUUAGAAUCUUUUGAUGUAUUCUUAGUUAAUACUGAAUUUAUUGAAGAUUUAAAAGGAGUAACAAUUAAAUUAAUUGGAAAAGUCAAUAAUAAAAAUAAACCUAAAAAUGCUGAUGAUCAACCUACUGGCAUUCAAUAAAUGGUCAAUAAAUAUAAAGUUUAAUAUGGUGAAUAAUAACUUGUUAAUAUUUAUAGUUUCAUUAAAUAUGUUAUAUAGUUAACUUAAGAAUAAUAAAUUAAGGGUUGGAAAAAUAUACCUGAAUUACAAAGAUCCAAUUUAGAUGAAAUCUUUGAUUAAAAAUUCUUUAGAGAAUUAGGGUGUAUCAUUCUAGAAUCUUUUAGACAAGCUGGGUAUACAUUAAUUUAUAUUUAGAUGCUCUAAUUUUAAUUAAUACGGAUUUUAAAAUAUAUAAUUAUUUACUCAAAAAUUAUUGGAGAUCUCUUAAAAAGAAGGUGAAUUAGUUUUAGUUAAAAGAAUUAUUACCAUGAUUUCAACAAUUUAUACUACUGAUGAACAUGAAAAAAGAUUUUUCUUAUAAGAUAGCCUAAUUUCUAUGUAAAUUUGGAAAUAAAUUGAUUUAUGGGAAGGAUUAAUUUUUACAACAAUCGAAACAGAAAUAGAUAAAUCAACAAUAAAAGAUACUUCUCAAGUGUCAAAUGAAUAAAUAUUCAAGGAUAAAAAUAUUAUAUAUUCUAAUUUAUUGACUUUAACAAUGAAUAUGAUUAAUUUUAAGUAAAAUAUUAAUUAACAUUUAGAGUAGAUAAAUAUGAGAUUAAGAAUGUUUUAACGAAAUAUGCAAGAGUAUUUUAACUGUACGAUCUAUAAACUUAAGAAUUACUCAAAUUUGCAGAUAAUGAUGGUAAAAUUGAACCAAAUCAAAAAAUUAAUUCUUUAUCUGUUUUAUAAUCAUUAUAUUAAUCGCCAUAAAACACUUAAAUACAAUAAGGAAAUUAAGUUUAAAAAAAAGUAGUAAUAUUUGAUAAAAAAAACCCACUACAACAACAAACACCAAUAUAUUAAUAAUAGAUAACAAUUUAAUAAACUUAGAAAGAACAAUAAUAACAAUAACAAUAAUAACAAUAAUAAUAAUAAUAAUAAUAAUAAUAAUAAUAAUAAUAAUAAUAAUAAUAAUAAUAAUAAUAAUAAUAACAAUAAUAACAAUAACAAUAUUAACAAUAAUAAUAAUAAUAACAAUAAUAAUAAUAACAAUAACAAUAACAAUAACAAUAAUAAUAACAAUAAUAAUAAUAAUAACAAUAAUAAUAAUAACAAUAACAAUAACAAUAGCAAUAACAAUAACAAUAACAAUAAUAAUAACAAUAAUAACAAUAAUAAUAAUAACAAUAACAAUAAUAACAAUAACAAUAAUAAUCAUAAACAUAAAAACAAUCUUAAAACUCGCCAACUUUAUAAUAAAUUUCAUAAUAGUAAUUAACACAAUAAGAAUAGGAUUAACCAAAAAUUAGAUAUAAUUAGCAUCCUUUAGAAGUACCUAAAGCUAAUUUUUUAAAAAAGUUACCAUGA